Molecule: messenger RNA, 979 nt
Organism: Gadus chalcogrammus (walleye pollock)
Lineage: Eukaryota; Metazoa; Chordata; Actinopteri; Gadiformes; Gadidae
Product: putative ATP-dependent DNA helicase Q1
Exons: 3
Coding region: 37-594 (185 amino acids)
Biological process (GO): telomere maintenance; double-strand break repair via homologous recombination
Cellular component (GO): chromosome; cytoplasm; nucleoplasm
Molecular function (GO): 3'-5' DNA helicase activity; nucleic acid binding; four-way junction helicase activity
Source: RefSeq, a predicted model, not a curated record
UUUGAGUUGUUGUUGUAGGUCGGUAGUCAGAAGGCAAUGGAGAACGAUGUGAGCGAAGCUAUUCGGUCUGUUGUGGCAACGCUGCCGAAUAUUGAGAAGUUAAAGCCGGAGCAAGAACAAGCUUUGUUGAGUUUUGUUGGUGGCCAUGAUGUGGUGGCGCUUCUCCCCACGGGGUUCAGGAAAAGUUUGAUUUUCCAGCUGGCUCCGUUAUUGGUGAAUGAGUUGGGUAAGGCGAAUGCUGCCGAUGCUAAGCCGAUAGUUAUUGUAGUCUCCCCUCUCGUUGCACUAAUGGAGGACCAAGUGAAGGAGGCAGAACAGUUGGGAGUUCGUGCUGGGCAGCUUGGCGUGCAUGAUGACCGUGACAUUUUGGAUGGAAGCUUGAGUCUGGUGUUCGGCAGCCCCGAGUCCUGGCUGCUGAACAACAAAUGGCGACGAAUGCUAGCCUCAACCAUAUACCAGGACAACCUCAUUGGUAUCGUCGUAGAUGAGGUCCACGUUACGUACAAAUGGGGCGAGGCUUCCAAAGGCGAGUCGGCAUUCCGAGAGAGUUUUGCCAAGCUCGGAGAGCUAAGAUCUAUAGCCAAGGAGGGCUGACACACCUGCAGCAAAUUUGAGAUCCCCACGCCCAAUUACCAGCCUGCUGCAUAAAGCCAGCAAGUCAGUUGCUUGAGGAGAACAGACCCGGCAACACCUUUGUCCCACAGUGCGAGUUGUUAAAUAGCCUUUUCUUUCUGUAAUCUUUGAUCUAGGCCUGGGGAUGGCCGGCGGUCCUACUUUUCCGUUUAGUUCUUAGUUUAUGAUUUGGUUUGGUCAGGCAGGGAGGGGGGCCAGCCUCGACGUCCCUAUAGGGGGUGGCCUGGUCCCCCCUCCAUUUUGCUGAGUUUGUCCGGCAUCCUCAGGUCCCUUUUGGUUUACAGUCUUCUUUAUUUGUUAAAGUAUUCAUACUGCAUUUCAGCUAUGGUUUCAUUUGGUUAAUAAA